ACAUGAAUGGUUGUCUAUUAACUUGUUCAAAAACUAUCUGGGAGUUGUCAAGGCUCAGGCGGACAGAGCAGCGAAAAAGUGCAGUUUGUUGAUGCUUUUUCCAAGAAGCAGGAGAAGUUUUGUGGACACAACAUAGCAGGAACCUUUUGGGAAAAGCCUCAGUGUCACACACACUCACGCUCUGACUGUGACACACACUCUCUGCGGGGAAAGGGAGAAAGAAGGGAGAGUGAGUGGAGAAGCGACUUGAUGCUUGUUUUGAUCCAGAGAAAAGUUGCUGAGAAGACCGACAGGUAACUUUUUCCUGCGCUCCUCUGUCGGCAUCCAGCUGGUGGAGUUUGUCCUUAUUUUUUUAUUAUUAUUUUUUAUUCAUCGGCUCGGAAGCUCCAACUCAAAGCUGUUCCUCAUGUAUAACAUGAUGGAGACUGAACUGAAGCCCCCUGCUCCCCAGACCAACACGGGGGGCACGGGCAACACCAACACCUCCGGGAACGGCCCGAACCAGAAAAACAGCCCGGAGCGCGUGAAGAGACCAAUGAACGCGUUCAUGGUGUGGUCCCGGGGCCAGAGGAGGAAGAUGGCGCAAGAAAACCCCAAAAUGCACAACUCCGAAAUCAGCAAGAGGCUGGGCGCUGAGUGGAAACUUCUGUCGGAGAGCGAGAAGAGACCCUUCAUCGAUGAAGCCAAGCGGCUGAGGGCCCUGCACAUGAAGGAGCAUCCGGAUUACAAAUACCGGCCCCGACGGAAAACCAAGACCCUCAUGAAGAAGGACAAGUACACCUUACCCGGCGGGCUGCUGGCCCCUGGAGGAAAUGGGAUGGGGGCUGGAGUCGGUGUGGGAGUGGGGGGCGGACUGGGCAGCGGAGUGAACCAGCGGAUGGACAGCUAUGCGGCGCACAUGAACGGCUGGACCAACGGGGGUUACGGGAUGAUGCAGGACCAGCUGAGCUACCAGCACCCGGGUCUGAACGCUCACAACCCGAGCCAGAUGCAGUCCAUGCACCGCUACGACAUGAGCGCCCUGCAGUACAACUCCAUGACGAGUUCCCAGAGCUACAUGAACGGCUCCCCGACUUACUCCAUGUCAUACUCCCAGCAAACCACGCCGGGGCUGACAGCCCUGGGCUCCAUGGGGCCCUCCUCGGUGGUUAAGUCUGAGUCCAGCAGCUCCAGUCCGCCCGUCGUCACCUCGUCGUCCCACCGGGCCGCCCCGGGCUGCCAAAGCGGCGAUCUGAGGGACAUGAUCAGCAUGUACCUGCCUGGGGCCGAAGUAAGCGAUCAGACCGCCCAGACCAGGCUACACAUGUCCGGGCACUACCAGAGCACCGUGCCCGGGACGACGAUCAACGGCACGCUGCCCUUAACGCACAUGUAAGAGACUCCAAACAGAGUAAGAGAAGAAAAAUAAACUUUUAUAA
Cyprinodon variegatus (sheepshead minnow) is the source of this 1418-nucleotide messenger RNA. RefSeq names its product SRY-box 2 (gene sox2). Gene Ontology annotation, biological process: anatomical structure morphogenesis; cell differentiation; regulation of DNA-templated transcription. Bases 407 to 1375 code for a protein of 322 amino acids. The record is from RefSeq and is a predicted model, not a curated record. The transcript has a single exon. NCBI's taxonomy places the organism in Eukaryota, Metazoa, Chordata, Actinopteri, Cyprinodontiformes, Cyprinodontidae. Gene Ontology annotation, molecular function: DNA-binding transcription factor activity, RNA polymerase II-specific; RNA polymerase II cis-regulatory region sequence-specific DNA binding.